Messenger RNA from Ichthyophthirius multifiliis, 2898 nucleotides. RefSeq lists its product as hypothetical. The record is from RefSeq and is a predicted model, not a curated record. NCBI's taxonomy places the organism in Eukaryota, Ciliophora, Oligohymenophorea, Hymenostomatida. Gene Ontology annotation, cellular component: membrane. Gene Ontology annotation, molecular function: monoatomic ion channel activity. Gene Ontology annotation, biological process: transmembrane transport; monoatomic ion transport. The transcript is spliced from 3 exons.
AUGGAAAUAUUUUACUAAAUAGCUAAAGUAAAAUUAUUAACCAAAAGAACAAUCAUAUUUUUCAGACCAGAAUUAUUAACAAAACUAUAACUAAAAUUAAUAAAUGAUCCGACAAGUAAUUAUUCAUAUAAAAUCAACAAAAAAUAUAAUAAUGAAUACAGUGAAGGGUUUGAUUUAGUUAAACAAAAAGAAUUCAAAAAAUUUAAAAAUAUAAUAACAUAUAAACAAUAUAGAUUUUUAAAAAAGAAAUUUUAAUAAAAAUUAAAAUUCUUAUUAUACAUUAAAUAGCAUAUUUCCAAUUAAAUAAUAUAUAAACAAUUGAAUAGGUUUUUAAAGUAUUUACCAAUAUUUAAUUCUUUAUAAUCUUAAUAUAUUUUUUGGGAAUUAAUAAUAUUUAUAUUUGCUAAUAUAAAUUUUGUUUUUUUGCCUUUAAUGUAUUGUUUUAAAAUUUAAAAAACUUUUUUAAUUAAUAUUUUUAUUUAAUGGUUAUGUCCUAUUGUCUUUGGAAUAGAUAUAUUUAUUAGAGCGAAUACUUAAUAUUACGAAAAAGGAAGUUUGAUUGAAAAGCAUUCAAAUUUUUUCAAAAAAUAUUUAAAAGGAAGGUUCGUUUUUGAUAUUAUUAGUGUUUUAUCUUUAAACUAUACUUUUUUUGGAUUUUAGGGUUCUUAUUUAUUAUUUUUCUUAAGAUUUUUAUAUUCUUAUAAAAUUAUUGAUAUUGUGAAAGAAUAUUUUCUAUUAAGAGUUCACAUUUCAGGUAUAAUUUCUCUUAUUAUUCUUUUUGCUUAAGUACUUUAUAUAUGUCAUAUAUUUUCUUGUGUAUGGUAUACUAUAGGUAAAUAUUAAAUGGAGUAUAAUUAAGGUUGGCUAAUAUAUUAUAAACUAUAAGAAUAAACAAAACUGGACUUAUAUUUGCAAUGCUUCUAUUUCUCUGUUAUUACAAUGUCAACUACUGGUUAUGGGGAUAUUGCUGCCUAAUCAAGUUUGGAAAGAUUUAUUUUGAUAAUUUUCGCAAUAAUCUCAUCAGGAUAAGUUGGAUAUACAAUAAACUCUAUAGGGAAUAUACUAUAUGACUUUAAAUUAAAAAAUGAUUAGUUUUUACAAUAAUUGGCAUAGAUGAAUAAAUAUUUUAAAUACUUUAAUGUAGACAUAAGUCUUUAAGAUCGUGCAAGAAAAUAUAUUGAAUAUUUAUAUAGCGAUACAACUAUAGAUAAUAAUAUUUCUGAUUAAUCUUUAUAGUAGUUAUCUGUUUAUCUGUAGCAAGAAAUAAAAAGAGAUGUUUAUUUGAAAAUUAUUAAUAAAAUAAAAAUCUUCAAAAAUUAUUUUUCGUCUGAGUUUUUAAAAGCUUUAACUUGCAAAAUGAAGGAGAUUGUUUAUUCACCAGACGAAAUUAUUAUUGAGGAAAGAAAGAAAAAAGAACCUUGUAUAUAUUAUAUUAACUAAGGAAAUUUAGAAAUGUAUUAGUAAAAAGAUAAUUUAAUUCCAAGAGAAAUUACAAAAUUAUAAGAUGGAGAUAGCUUUGGAUUUGAAAAUUUCUUCCAAGAAUCUUAUGAUAUAUAAAUAAAUAUAAAAAGUAAGGGAAUUUCAAGUAUUAUAUGUCUAACAUUAACUGACUUUUAAGAAGUUCUUUCCAAAUUCGAAGAUUAAAGAGAAAUAUAUUCAUUUAUUAAGGAUUAAGUCAGAUACUGUAAUAGAUUUGAUAAAAUUUCAAUUAAAUGUUUUUCUUGUGGAAUGUUUAAUCAUACAGUAAGUAAAUGCCCUUAUCUAUUUUACGGACAGCAAAAAUAGCUUAUUAUUGAUAAAUAUUUAUUUAGUUUAAAAAAUAAUAGAGGAAUUAUUAAAAGAAGUAGAAAAAGGAUAAAAAUAAAUGCUCUAUAAUUUUAAAAUUAUUUGGAAGAAAAAUUUAAAGAAUUUAAUUUAAAUAACUAAGAUAUUAUUCAUUAAAAAUGUAUAGAAAAAUCCGACACUUCUUUUACUUCUUCUUUUUCUUCUUCUAAUUCUUUAGUUUCUGAAGAGUUUUUAGAAAGUAAGGAAUAGAAUAAUACAAGUGAUUCUGAUACACAAAGCCCUAAAAAUAAAGAGGAUAUUUAAAGUGUUAAAAGAAAUUCUUUGAAAAUGAUAAUAAAAGAGCCAUAACAAGAUAUAAAGAAGGGUUUUUAAAAAAAUUAGAAAAGCAAUUAAGAAAUCAAUAAAAAAUAAAAUAAUAAAAACAUAAAAUACUAUACAAAAACUUUAUUUAAAGAAUUAAUAGAUUUUGAUUAAAUUCAAGAAAAUAAUUAUGAAGAUUAAGAUUUCUGUAAAAUUAAAAAAUUCCAAUUUAAAAACAUCUAAAAUAAAUUUAAAAAAUUCAAAGAAAUAAUAAAAAGCAAGAAAAAUAAAAAAGUUUAAGAUUUAUAGAAUAUUUUCAAUGCUUAUAUUACUCAAUAAUAAAAUAAUAAUGCUUUUUAAAAUAAAAGUACAAAUAACAAUAAUGAUAAUAAUGAACUUUAAUUCUCAAAAUAAAAAUAAAUAAAUAAGUAAUUCUUUAAUUUUAAGUCUAUAGUAAAUUAAUAAAAUAUUAACUCAAUUUUCUAAAAAAAAAAAAUUACUAAACUUUUAUAAAGCUAAUCUACUUUAAAUAAAGAACAAUUUUAAAUUAAACCGGAUUUUAUUAAAGUUAUAAAAAUGAGAAAAACUAAAGAAUAAAUUUAUGAUGUCGAAGACUUUGAUUAAUUAAAAUAUUUUCAUAUUUAUUUUCCUGAACAUAAUUUCAAUAAAAUAAUCAGACAAUAUAAUUAUGUAAAUUAGAUAAACAUUGAAAAAAUACAGAAAUAAGAAAUUGUUUAAAGUUAAGAAAUUUUGAGGGCAACUUCUAGAAAAUCUAAAAAUUCUAAAAAGGGUUAAUCAUUAUUUUCUAAAUGA